Messenger RNA from Mya arenaria, 5455 nucleotides. Its product is annotated as molecular chaperone MKKS-like. The record is from RefSeq and is a predicted model, not a curated record. Gene Ontology annotation, molecular function: ATP binding. Gene Ontology annotation, biological process: cilium assembly; protein folding; developmental process. Lineage: Eukaryota; Metazoa; Mollusca; Bivalvia; Myida; Myidae. Gene Ontology annotation, cellular component: cytoplasm; kinociliary basal body; nucleus. The transcript is spliced from 7 exons. The coding region runs from base 562 to 2373 and encodes 603 amino acids.
UGCAUCAAUAACAUUAAUUACCUGGAUGGAAUAUGCUCAAAAUGAUCCAUGAAUGUGUUGACCAUCGAAACAAAUGUUGACUAUCCAUUAUUCAUUCAUUGUGUUGAUUUUAUGACAACAGAAAUUUAUCCGAAAUGAAAGUGUCAUCGAAAUUAGUAACCCUGUUCAAACCGAUCCCGGAACCAAACCCCACAAGGUUUUCAAGAUUUCGUCAAAAAUUUAAAUUCUUCUCAGACCAUCCGUUUAUUGUGAUGCUAGCCCUGUUUCUGGUGUCCGUACCUGUUCAGAUAAUUUUCUAUCCAAGUAACAGAGGGAAAAUGCUCGAUGGUCACUAUAGAGCUGAAAUUCGUAGAAUGGAAAAAGAACAAGAGGAACGUAGAAAGGAAUCAGAAGAGAGAAAAAAGGAAGAAGAUGAGAGAAAAGCAGAACUAGCCAAAAGUGAAGCAGCCCAAAAUGAAAGUAAAACAGAACAAGUACUGAGUAAAAAGGACGGACAGAGAUACACCAUACUCAAAAACUUUCUUAAGACGGGUUCAUCAUAAUUCGGGUUCUUCAUAAGUCAUGGCUCAUAUUAAACGGGAAACUCACCAGCAAUCAAACAUACAGCGUUCAGACAUCACAAAGUUUGUGCCAGCUUUACGCACCCUUCAGAAAAUUGUUCUCUCGUGUCGAUCUCCGUCUGGUCAAAUCAAGGUUAUUCAGAAUUCCUGUGGAGGUGGUUUAACGCUGACAUCCUUGUGUGAACGCUUGCUGAAAUCUUUGUCAGUGAAAAAGCCAGUUAUUCAGCUGCUUGUUACGUCUACUCAGGGUCACUUGGAGUUGUUUGCUGAUGGGGGAUUGUUUGUCUUAAGCUUUGCAAGUACUUUGGUGCUGAAUUCAGUGGAUUCUGGAAUCAAUUCAAGACUGUUAGCUGAGAUAUUUGAAUCAUUCCUUACUCUUACGACUGAAAUCUGCAAUAGCAGUGACUGUAGUUUUAUUAUUGAUGCUCGAGUUUCUGACUUAAACUUUAUGACUAGUUUUAUUAAAAGUGUUUUAAAGCCUAAACUGUUUUGUCAAUUGGAUGAUCACUUAUUGUCAUUUAUAUCAAAACUUCUGUUGGAAGUGUUUCUGUACAGUGUUUCAGAGAAAACAGACUGGAGCCUGCAGGAAUAUAUUUAUGUGUUAAAAAUUGAGGGCAAUGAUAUAGAAGAUAGUAAAUCGUUUCCUGGGGUUCUUAUUGAAGCUCCGGAGUUAUCAAGAUUUAAGAAAUGUAAAUUGAAUACUACAAAACAUGUCUCUAGUCAUGGUCAGUGUAUAAAAUGUGUUGUCGUGACUGCAUCCAUGUCCGGUGACUUUGAUGAACUUGGUGAAUUGAAAUAUGAUGUGGAAAAUGCAGUGGACAAAGAUGAGGAAUGCUUGAAGCAGUUGACUCAGUUCUGCGAGGUAUUGAUAGUGAACAAGGUGGGUUUGCUUUUGUGUCAGAAGGUUGUCCACCCGAGACUGAAACUCCAGUUGCGGGGAUCCGGUGUAGUCGUGGUGGACAGAAUUGGAAGUGGACCGAUUAAGUACCUCACCAAACUCGUAGGAGCCAAUGCUAUCCAGUCUAUAGAGAUGGUGAUCCCAAUGACAAGUUACGGCUCAUUGGCCAAUCUUGAUCAUGUGAUCAUUCAGAGGCGGAGUUACCUUCACCUGACACACCCACACACUCCAGUUACCUCCCUUAUCCUCUGUCACCAGGAGGAACAACAGUUACUAGAACUAAAGGGUGCAUGUGAGGCAGGGUUAUGCAGCCUGGAGAAACUACUGUAUCACCCUCAUGUGUUCCCAGGGGCCGGAUGUUGGCAGGCAGUACUGGCCAGUCACAUACACACUCGGAUAAAUAAAGAUCUGUUGAACCUGACUGCAGAACUGGAAUGUUCAUCAUAUAUGAUUCGAAAAGCUGCGAACAUAUUCAUAUCAAGCCUUCUGAUCGCUUCUAUACCCAACCUGAGUCAUUUUGCCGUUAACCCACAGACUGGCCAUAUUCAUAAGAAUCCAGAGGACUUUGUUGGAUCUGAUGAUAUGUCUAAGGUCAAUAAAUUAUGCCAAUGUGGCUUGACUGAGUUCAGUGAGCAAAAUGUUCCAAUCCCAUUAAGUACUUUCUGGAAAUCAGAAGGUAUUUACAACAACAGUGCUAGUAAGGGCAGUUACUGUGGGCAGCCUUGUUCAAAGGGAGAUAAUGGUGGACUCGAAGACAAUGCCAUUAGUGCCCGUAUGAAUAAAGUGUUGAAGUCUGUUUUAGAGGAGAGAACAGUUGUGUUGGAUGGUACGGCGAUGUGCCUUGGAGCCGUACAGACCGGGGUGCUGUCAGCCUGCUCACUGUUGAAAAUUGGACAAGUUAUGGAGAACUUCUGAAGUAUUCCCAGUCUGGGUCUCUAUUCUAGCAUCUUAUUGAAAAUUAUCAACUUUGUGAAACUUUCUUAAUUUUGACAAUGUCUAUUACUUUACAUACCCUCAACUUUUCAUCCAUUGUUUUCAUAUGUAUUUAUUAUUUAUACUACUUUCUUGCUGAUUUCAUAUUUUUGGUUUUUCAAACAUUGUUAGUUGUCUUAAAAUUCAAUUUGGAACGAGGCGGUUUUGUUAGUAAGUUAAAAAUUAACCCUACGUUGCUUUGUGAAUAAAGCUCCAGGGCCCAGAUUCAUAACGAUAUCUUCCUCGUAAACCUUACCCUGCUUAAGAGUUCUUGGGUUCAACUGUCAAGUUACAGGCAGAAUCUAUGGAAUAAAUGGUCUUACGAUAUUUUUAUUGAAAUGCAGCUCAUGCCAAAAACAGAGUUUCACCUAGAUAGUUACAAAUUACAAUCUUAAGCCUUAUGAUCUUUAUUAAAACUGGGCCAAGGGGCCAUGAAUGCAAAUAGACUCAAGUCUGAGUUCAGAUUCAAGUGGCAAAAUUGCAAAUCUUCAUUUUAUGGUAACUUUCAUACUAGUUCAGUAUUGAUGAUAAAAUUUGCUGAAUGUAAUUACUGUUGCAACCUGACAUCUAGUUUUGCCAAACCAAUGAAAUAAAGAUGAUUCUCUAUCAUUUGAUAAAAGUGUUUUUCUGGGUCCGAGUCUUGACUCGGACUCGAGGCUGUUUGUAAUCAUGGCCCCUGUUUGUAGACUGUUUGUAAUCAUGGCCCCUGUUUGUAGACUGUUUGUAAUCAUGGCCCCUGUUUGUAGACUGUUUGUAAUCAUGGCCCCUGUUUGUAGACUGUUUGUAAUCAUGGCCCCUGUCACCUAUUUCUCAAAAGUUCUUAAGCAUAAAAAAGUAAGGUUUUUUUUUUCAUUAAUCCAAAUUUAUUACUUAAUCAUGAAUUUACUUAAUAGUUAUUAAUGGAUCGUGACUAUUAUAAAGAUAAUUUCUUUUUUAAGUCCUAAAAUUCGUGUAAGAAUUUAAAUGUUACGCAAAUUAUACCCAAACAAAGACAGUGUAGCUUAAUUCUGUUAUAAGGGACGUAAGGUGUUUUGAAGAAAUUGGAGCCAGAUCCUGUGUUAUUGUUUAUUCAAGUGCCUUAUAAUUUUGUCAUGUUAUAUGUUUUGUAGUUUUUGAGUUAAGGGGCUGAAAUGACCCCUUAACAAACACUAGUGUUAAAAAUGAUUUCAUCUCACAUGGGAUGGCAGUGUUGUUUAAUAUCUGCCAUACAUUUAUUUUGGUAAACCAGUAAUCAGUCAUUAUUUAUUUUAAUCAGGUAGAUCAGCUGAUUUAAACAUACAUGUAGGCUGGGCCAGUAGACAAGAGAUAAUAGUGAACACCGGCACAUGCUGGGCCUUACCUGUUUAAUUUGAUAAAAACAUUUUAAUAAACACUUACCUCAAUCUCAUUAAAAUCAUAUCGUGACGUUCAUUCAUUUCAUUACGUUAUGUACGUCGUGAAGCGUGUAUUGGAGAUCUGAUUUUAAUGAGAUUGCACUUACCUAUACUAAGUGAUAGUAGUUUUGGUCAGUAGAGAAAAUAUAAUUUUGAACACUAAGCUAGUUAAUGUUUGUUAGUAUGCGUUUAUCAAAUUAAAAUGGCCACCCAGCACGUGCCGGGCCUGACCACAUUCAAAUUGAUAAAUACAUUUUAACUUACAUUAACUAACCUAUAGUUAGUAAUAGUAGUUAUUCAUUGAAGUUUUAAUUUAUUUGAAAUCAAAAAGCUUUCCAUGGUUUGUAAAUAGUUCUGAUGAUAUUGAUUGAAAGAAUCUGAUGUAUUCAGUUCUCACUUUUUGUCAUACAUGUAACCAAAAAAUAAGAAAAGAAGAAGUGAAUGGAAUAAGCAUUGUGUGCGGGAUAUUUAAUUGUGCAUGCUGAACUUACGUUUUUUGCUGGUAUCAUAUGAAAGGGUUUAAUGUGUAAAGGACGAAUAUGCAAAUAUUAUGCUCAUACAAAUAUUGCAAAUGAGCUGUUUUAACCUUAAAAUAUUAAAACAAAAUCAUUCGUUCACUUGCAAUUUCAGUUGAAAUAAGAACAAAAACACAACUUACUGCCGUCACUUUAUCUGUAAUGUAUUUUUUGGUUAUCUAGUUUCCAUAUGUAAUAAAUAAGCAAUACCCUUUAAAAUGAUACCACAAUUAUAUGCCACUGGCAUUAUGAAAAGAAAACAAUUUUUGCACAUGGGAUCAUUGGUCAAUAUAAGUCCAACAUAUAUGUUAACAUUGAUUAUCAGUGGUCAAUAUCUGGCUAACAUUUAUAUUUAUAUUGAUUUUAGUGGUCAAUAUCUGGCCAACAUAUAUGUUAACGUUAAAUACCAGUGGUCAGUAUCUGGCCAACAAUAUCAGUGGUCAAUAUCUGGCUAAAAUAUAUGUUAAUGUUGAUUAUCAAUGGUCAAUAUCUGGCCAACAUAUAUGUUAACGUUGAUUAUCAAUGGUCAAUAUAUGGCUAAAAUAUAUGUUAACGUUGAUUAUCAAUGGUCAAUAUAUGGCUAAAAUAUAUGUUAACGUUGAUUAUCAAUGGUCAAUAUCUGGCCAACAUAUAUGUUAACGUUGAUUAUCAAUGGUCAAUAUCUGACCAACAUAUAUGUUAACGUUGAUUAUCAAUGGUCAAUAUCUGGCCAACAUAUAUGUUAACGUUGAUUAUCAGUGGUCAAUAUAUGGCCAACAUAUUUGUUAACAGUGAUUAUCAGUGGUCAAUAUAUGUGGCUAACAUAUAUGUUAACAUUGAUUACAUUGGUCAAUUUAUGGCCAACAUAUAUGUUAACAUUGAUUAUCAGUGAUCAAAAUAUGGCCAACAUAUAUGUUAACGUUGAUUAUCAAUGGUCUAUAUCUGGCCAACAUAUAUAUUAACUUUGGAUAUAACAAGUCAUUUCUUUAUACAUUGUGUUAAAUGAUGUUGAUAACAAUUUCUAUGUGUAUAAAGUACACUAAUUUUGACAUACAUGUACUUCAAAAUUAAGUGUAUAUGUAUUUUAAUGAAAUUAUUAUUGAAGUUUUAAUGUCAGAUAUGUACCAAAACAUGAAAUAAACACCAAAAGCUACACAA